AGUAAAUAUUUCCAUUUGUGGUAAAUUUUUUGUGUAAAAUAACCAAUCCACCCUUACUUAAUUUCAAUAACCUACCUUAAAUGAGUAAGAUUAUAUGUUAUUAACAUAUUAACCUACAUUAAUUCAUUCAUGAUUUAAACCCUAAUCUCAAUCUCUCUACUCCCUCACAACCACAUCCACCACCAACAUCACCAAAUUUUCUCUCACCUCCCUCUUAGCCACCACCACCCCACCACUAUUUUUCUCACUCUUCUCUCAUAGCCACGACCUAGCCCGAAAUCCCCCACCAAGCCGGCCACCCCCCAACCCCGAAUCCACCUAAGCACCACCUCACUCCGCCCGAAAUUCCAAGAAAUCCUCCAGCCACCACGAACCUUGUUAUUGCUUCUCUUUCUUCUCUUUUCUCUCACAACCACCACUAAUCGAUUCACCGGUCUCCUUUUCCCUUGUCAAAGUCGUCGCCGGCUCCUUUUCCCCUUGUUAUAGCCGUCAGUUCUCCUCAAAAUUAAAAUCCUAAAAAUUGAUUUGGGUUUGUAGUGGUUGUGAGCUGGGCGAGGUUGGUUUUGGGUGGUUAUGGACGGGUUUCAAAUCUUGGUUGUGGUGAUUGGGUUACGGUUGCGGUGUUGGUACGAUUUGGCUGGGGUGAGUUUUGGGUGAUUGGGUUAUGGUUGCGGUGCUGGUGCGAUCUGGCUGGUGGGGUUUCGAGUCAUGAUGGUGGUGAGAGGGUGGUUACGAGAUAGGGUGGUGGUGGUGGUUUCAAGGAGUGCGGUGGAUGUGGGUGGUGGUGGAUGUUGAUGCUGGUGGGGUGGCGUCAGAGAUAGGCCAUGACAGUUGGUAGUGGUGGUUGAUUAAUUUUCCCCCUUUCUCUCUCCUACCCUUAAUCACAAACCCUUCACUUUGUUAAUCAACCAUAAACAAAUUUUGUCUUUAAAAACGUGCAACAAGGUUUGUUGCACAUAACGCGAAACGUAGCACAUAAUGUGAAACGUAGGAAGUACAAUGAAGGAAUUAGAAAUCAUUCAUAAUUAUCAUACAAGAGCACAAAUGUUCAAAAUCCUCCACCACAACAACAAACGUAGGAGUAUACUAUUGCAUUACCGGAAGAGUUCUACUUCCUUACCCUUCUUUUGCAAAACAUGAUACAUUAUUUGAAUAUUAGAUGAUAAAUUAUUGUAUUAUACUAUUGUAUUUAUUUUUGAAAAAGCUUUUCCAAUUCUCCAUUUCCUUCAUUUUUUUCAAUUUUCAUUGUUUGUUUCAUUAGACGGUGAAAAACAAUUUUCUCAUUUUAAGAUAAGGAAUUUUAUUAGGAAAGUAUGUCACAAUUUCCUUUAUACUUCUCACUCAUUCCAUCCCCGCUUCUCUAAUUUCUCUCCUCUAUCUUUUCCUCUCAUUUUUUUUUUCCAAUGUAUAAGUUUUUCUAUAAUCAAACACUCAAAGGAAAAGCCUUUUUCAUGAUUAAUUUUCCUUAAAAAUGAUUUUCAAUAGAAAAUGAUUUUUCAUAAAAGAUAAUUCUCAUCAAAACUAGUGUUAAGCAAAACUAUCCAAAAAUCUGAACAUCAGAUUUGAUACUUUAGAAAAUCCGAUCCCAUACUAUUUUUAUGAUUUUGAAUAUCAGAAAAUGAAUCCAAUCUAAAUAUCCAAAACUUUAGGUGUUAUUUUUAUAUUUUAUUUAUAAUUUUUUUGGAUAUUGGAUAUUAGAUAUCCCAAAUAUUGAAUCGGAUUCGGAUUCCUAGUUUUGGAUAUCGAAUAAUUGAUCCAAAUAAAAUCAUAUAAAAUUAUAGAGUAUAUAGAUUAUAGAGUAUAAUAAUUGAUUAAAUUGAAUGAAGCGACGAUAAUCCUUGCACCGACAACCAUCAACCAAAUUCCUAACCAAAGGACCAUACUACUCUACAACACAUUCCACAAACCCUACCAUGCACCUCACCACCAACAGCUGCCACGUCACUCACAGCCAUUCAUAAGAUUCCAUCAGUUACGUGGCAACACCUGAUUCCAUUACCCAAAAAGGAAAUAAAGCGCAAAUUCUCUCUCCAAGGAUAUUUGCGUGAAAUUUGGGUUUAUUUUUUGUCUUAACAAAAAAAAAAAAAAAAGGGUUGAAAUUUACACAGCACCCACUUUUUGACUCACCAUCACUUUCUUUGUCCAAUUCUGCUCUAUGAAUUUUCUUCACUAAGAUCUCUCAUUUCAUAAAAUUUGAUGAAAUAAUUGUAUAAAUCAAAAUAAACCCAAUAUUUUUUUAUUUCUUGAUUUUUUAGGAGUCAUAGAAGAAAAAAUGAAAAUGGGUAUUAUUGAAGAAAAUGGGAUGGAAAAUAUAGGAUUGAAAAAUAUAAAGAAUAAAUACAGAAGAAUGGAUUCAGAUUUGAGUGUGAUUUCAGAAAAUGAGGCACAUAUUUUGAGGAAAAGGAGUACCAGGAAAUUUGUAAUGGCUUCUGCUGUUUUUGCUUCUCUCAAUUCUGUUCUACUUGGUUAUGUAAGUAAGAGUUGAGGGGAGUGAAUAAAGUAAAGACAUUGCAUCUUUUCACAUGGUAUCAAUUUAAUUUCACAACUGUUUGGUAUCUAAUCUGACUCUUGAUGCGUACAAUUGGGUGAAAAUGUAUGUACAUAAGAGCUGUUAAAGACGAUUUCAGCACUACUACUUAACUACAAUGUUGGGGUGAUGAGUGGGGCAGUUAUAUUUAUUCAAGAGGACUUGAAAAUAUCAGAUGUGCAAAUUGAAGUCCUCAUCGGAAUCCUAAGCAUAAUUUCGUUAUUAGGCAGUUUAGCAGGUGGAAAAACGUCUGACACAAUAGGUAGGAAAUGGACAAUGGCAUUAGCUGCCACAAUAUUCCAAGUAGGAGCUGGUAUAAUGGCAUUAGCACCAAAUUUCGGGGUGUUACUCGCAGGAAGGCUUUUUGCUGGAGUAGGAAUUGGCUUUGGUGUCAUGAUAGCUCCUGUCUACAUUGCUGAGAUAGCACCAGCAAUCGCUAGAGGAUCAUUAACAUCCUUUCCUGAGAUCUUCAUAAACUUCGGAAUUCUUUUGGGUUACAUUUCUAAUUAUGUAUUUUCAGGGCUUCCUGCUCAUAUAAACUGGAGAAUAAUGCUUGGUGUUGGGAUUCUCCCUUCCAUUUUCAUUGGUGGUGCACUCUUAAUCAUACCUGAAUCUCCUAGAUGUCUGGUAAUGCAAAAUCAUAUUGAUGAAGCAAAGGUUGUUCUUCAGAAAACUAUAGAUAACGAAAAAGAAGUUGAGGAGAAAUUAGCUGAUAUACAGCAAGCUGCAGGAACCACCAAUGCUGACAAGUAUGAAACAAAAGCAGUUUGGCAGGAACUCUUACAUCCAACUCCAGCUGUUAGGAAGAUGUUAAUUGCAGGGUGUGGAAUUCAGAUAUUCCAGCAGAUAACGGGUAUUGACACUGUUGUAUAUUACAGCCCUACAAUAUUCAAAGAUGCUGGAAUUAGUAGCAACACUGAGCUUCUUGCUGCAACAAUGGCAGUUGGAUUUACAAAAACUUUCUCUAUCUUAAUCGCUAUCUUUCUCAUUGAUCAUCUAGGUAGAAAGCCUUUGCUUUAUGUGAGCACAGUUGGAAUGACUGUUUGUUUGAUAGGGCUCAGCCUAAGCUUAGCCUUACUCGGGCAUGAGCCAAUUGGUAUUAGAUUGGCUUUGUUGUUUGUUUGUGGAAAUGUGGCCUUCUUUUCUGUGGGAAUUGGUCCAAUUUGCUGGGUUUUGAGUUCAGAAAUUUUCCCUCUUAGGCUUCGAGCUCAGGCAUCAGGUCUUGGGGCUGUUGGAAGUAGGCUCAGCAGUGGCCUAAUCUCGAUGUCCUUCCUUUCAGCUGCCCAUGCAAUCACCGUGGCUGGAACCUUCUUUGUAUUUGCUGUAAUCUCAGCCUUGUCUAUUGUAUUUGUGUACAAGUGUGUGCCUGAAACCAGAGGGAAAUCUCUGGAAGAGAUCGAGGUGAUGUUUGAUGAAGAUAAACACCCAGGAUCAGGUGAAAUGGAGCUUGCAGAUACCGCGAGUCUUGUGCCAAAGGAACCAAAUGGAGCAUAGUUCAUUGCUUCGUUCUCAUCACCAUGGGUCCAAUGAGACUUCAUAGACGAGCAUUUACUUGCAGGGACCAGGGACUACAGAGUGUGUAUAGCACAGGAUGAUAAGCAUUGGGGAUAUUUUUUUUUUCGAGUUUGGCAUCGACUCAUGAUACGCCUAAAAGAUUGUUUGGUACGAGUCUAAGCAGGUUAUACAAGUAUUCUUUUCGAAUGAUAAGAAAACAGUAGUUUGCGCUGCAGCUGCAGAGCCUGCAGUAUGUUGAGAACGAUAGGGGGGGGGGGGGUGUGUAGGAGUUGCUUCAUCAAAUGUGAGUGUAAUGUAAGUUGCUUUGAUGUGGAUUCCCCCAAGAUUAUUAGAGGAUUGGUUUCAUGUACGUAUGGCACAUUCUUUUUAUGAUAUGUUAUAAAUCCUACAUUUUUUCCUACAA
Molecule: messenger RNA, 4445 nt
Organism: Chenopodium quinoa (quinoa)
Lineage: Eukaryota; Viridiplantae; Streptophyta; Magnoliopsida; Caryophyllales; Amaranthaceae
Product: probable polyol transporter 4
Exons: 3
Coding region: 2657-4021 (454 amino acids)
Biological process (GO): transmembrane transport
Cellular component (GO): membrane
Molecular function (GO): myo-inositol:proton symporter activity
Source: RefSeq, a predicted model, not a curated record